Messenger RNA from Musa acuminata AAA Group (dessert banana), 956 nucleotides. Its product is annotated as F-box protein At1g61340-like. Lineage: Eukaryota; Viridiplantae; Streptophyta; Magnoliopsida; Zingiberales; Musaceae. The transcript has 4 exons. The record is from RefSeq and is a predicted model, not a curated record. Bases 323 to 814 code for a protein of 163 amino acids. Gene Ontology annotation, molecular function: protein binding.
GACUAUUCCAGCAGUCUCCAUGGAAAGCAAUUAGGUCAAACUGCAGAGUCCACCUCUUCUUCGUUCCCUCCCUCUAUAUAAGAGACGGUGAUGGUGGUGGUCAGGUGAAGCCGUGAAGGAGUCGAUCCAUCCGACCGAAUCCAUUUCGGAGGAGUCUUCGUUUUCAAGAGGAUCUGAAGGCCAACAUUGUCACGAUUCGGAGUUGUUCGCAGGUGUCAAUUGCACGAUUUUGUCGAAUUCGUGUUGGAUUCUGCUGCCAGGGACUCUUGGCCACUGAUUCAUGUUGUCAUUCUUGGAAUUGCAGAGUGGGUGGCAGUAAAAUAUGGCAGUAGGAAAGGUUCAGCAUGAACGAUCUGUGCCAGCCGGCUUAGAAUUUGUUCAUCGCACAAGCAUAUUGGGGAGAAAAAGAGUUGUGUUAUCUAAGACUAUGGAUUCAGCCAAUUUAUCCUCGCCAUGUGGUGCUCCAUCCAAGAGGCGGGUUACAAGGUGGAGAACGCAGACAUUAAAUCGUUUAGAGGCUCUGCCUCUAGAUAUUUUGGUAAAGACACUGUCUAAAGUCGAUCAUAGUGAUCUGAAACAACUGUUGUUGGUCUCCAAGACUGUAAAUGGAGCAACUUUGAUCGCAAGGGAGUCGCAUUUCGUUUUCAGCACUCCAAUUUCGAAGUCUCUCUUUAAGAAACAGAGCGAUACGAUAGAUAGUGAUCUUGACAUCAUCAACGAGGAAGCUCCACACGCACCGAAUCAACAAAGAGUUGCGAGGUCGAGACUUAAUGGUGUGCAGCUUUCUAGUGUUGCUAUCGCUCUUUUCACGUGAACUGAGUAGUGUGCAAGUAAACUUGUAGAUCUACACUGUGAGUAAGCCAUCUUCAAUCCAUUCAUUGAAGACGAUAAGCUUUGUAUAGAGGAUGAUCUCUUGUCAUGUGAUUGUGUAUAGUUACUGUUUGUUACCUCUCUCA